This is a messenger RNA of Varroa destructor (honeybee mite), 2067 nucleotides long. RefSeq names its product glutamate-gated chloride channel-like. Lineage: Eukaryota; Metazoa; Arthropoda; Arachnida; Mesostigmata; Varroidae. Gene Ontology annotation, biological process: monoatomic ion transmembrane transport. Gene Ontology annotation, cellular component: membrane. Gene Ontology annotation, molecular function: transmembrane signaling receptor activity; extracellular ligand-gated monoatomic ion channel activity. The record is from RefSeq and is a predicted model, not a curated record.
CUUCCACGACGGAGGUUCCUUUUUUAGUAUGUUCGUUAUCAUCAAUGCUUGCAUUCGCUCUUACCAACGGUCGAUCGGCGUGCCACCCGUUCGCUUGCAAUAAACAUUCCGGCACCAAUCAGAUAGUCGGUCACUGUAACUCGUCAAAGAAAAGCGGGUUGGUUCUGUAGGGUCUAUUCUGACCGUCCUGAAUCUCUGUCUCUCUGUCCGUCUCCCUGUUGUUUGCUCCACACAUUGUGCCGACUUCAAUGAACCAAAAAAAAAAAAAGUCUAGGUCCUCGCACGUGUACGCUCUCCACUUCCUCUUAAAUUGACGAUAAAUGCAUUUGGCAAGGUCUAUAGAUCGGCACUCAUUCACCUCCAGGAAAGUGUAUAUUCCACAAGUUUAUAACGAUUUAUUAAGCUUAGCUGAUAGUAGGGCCCGCGCCCCUUACUCGUCUAUCUGGUUUCGACUGAGGAAUCUAUUCGUCGAUUCAGCGAUUUUGCGGUAUUCUUCAAACAAUAGAUCAGCUGUCAUCCCCCUGAUAUCGCUCCAUUAAUUGGUCACUUCGUAUAUCUAGCAUUCAACAGGAAAAAUAAUAGUUCAGAACAUCAGAAUGCGACGUGCGGAAGUGUGGUUGGUAUCGUUCUUCUUAGCACGAUGCACGACAAAGGUAGCAACUGGCUCGGAAGAUCGAUGGAACGCUACCUUACAGCGCUACAAUCCUUCAGACAAGCCGCGUCUGAACACGAACGUUAUAUUUGACUUGUAUUUGCGGGAUAUGCGUAACAUCAACAGUCAUGAUCAGACGUUCGAAGCGCAAAUUACAUUUCGACAACAGUGGACGGAACCGCGACUGUCGCAUAAGCACGACGGCAAUCUACCCUAUCAGAAGGUCGCUGAUCCGUCCCUCAUCUGGACGCCGGACACGUUCUUCAGCAAUGAACUUGAAGGCUACAGGCACUCAGUAUCAAGAGACAACGUCUUCCUGCGAGUAAAACGCAACGGCCAAAUUCUUCUAAGUGAACGGGCUUCACUCAAACUAUCGUGCCCAAUGAAUCUAGCGGCCUUCCCGUUCGACACUCAAGUAUGCGGCAUUUACAUCUCUAGCUAUGGACACAUUCGAAGUAUUCUCAGCUACGAAUGGAAAGAUAUACAGCCAAUCCAAAUGAACAAAAACCAGCUACCGACUACUUUUGAACUGAGACAAUACAACACAUCGAUAUGUUCGGCCCGUACCAACACCGGCGAGUAUUCGUGCAUCAAGGUCGAGUUCUUUUUGCACCGCCGUUGGAACCACUACAUGCUGCAUGUAUUCAUCCCUCUAACGAUGUUGAACGUGGUCGCCUGGCUAACGUUCUGGGUGCGCGAUGUACCGAUGCGUGUCACCAUUAUCAUGUUUACUUUUGCACUGGCCGUCCACGGAAUUACGACACUUAACCAAGACCUGCCACAGACGCCAUACGCGAAGAUGAUUGACUACUUUACUGCCAUUACACUUCUGUUUAUACUCGGAGCCAUGAUCGAAUUUGUCUUUAUCAAGUGGAUUGACAACGAGGACGAAAAAAAUGGUUCAGCUAAUAAAAUCGAUGCAGCCUGCCGUCUCGCUUACCCGGUGGCCUAUUUCGGGUUUCUUGUUGUCUACUUUAUUGCGGCAUUGCUAUUUCCGAAAAUUCGAUCUGCCAGAGCAUACGGUCACCAUAGACGAAGCAGGCUUCAAUCUCUACCGCCAGCCCAGCAAGGACCAGCUGUUGCGAGUGCCGGCCUGUCGCUCGCAGUGCGACGCUGUGUCUAUUUAUGUGAAUGUGAAUGCGAAUGCAUACAGCAGGUUAGCAACAAUCGAGCGCUCGGCGGGGCAUUUUUUGCCUCCUCCUACUACCUUUCCGUGCCUUUGGAGCAAUCUUUUGUUGUUGUCAUUAAUUCGGUCAGGUCCAAUCGAACGGAUCAACGAACGUACGGACGGACGUGCAGACAGACAGCCGACGACGACGACGACGGUCGCUGGGUGGCGGUGCUGCCACUGAUGGACCUAGGUGAGGUGUCAGCCAGUCAGUCAACCAGUUAGGAACAAGCAACAUCAGUUGUCG